This is a messenger RNA of Dentiscutata erythropus, 125 nucleotides long. The record is from the annotation of a GenBank genome assembly. Lineage: Eukaryota; Fungi; Glomeromycota; Glomeromycetes; Diversisporales; Gigasporaceae.
AUGGCAAAGAUGUCAGCAAACCCACGAAAAAAGGCUAAAAUCGAUUCUAUUCUUCGUUGGAGUUAUUGUGGAGGGGUAGAUGAACCUUUUUAUAAAGAUUUCUUUCAUAAAGAGCAAAGAUGGGG